Fusarium venenatum is the source of this 3333-nucleotide messenger RNA. The record is from RefSeq and is a predicted model, not a curated record. NCBI's taxonomy places the organism in Eukaryota, Fungi, Ascomycota, Sordariomycetes, Hypocreales, Nectriaceae.
AUGGACAAUUUACGGAACUUCGACUCUGACCUUUUCAGUCUCGUCCGCUCGUACGAAGGUACACGGUUCGUCGAGAACCUGGCCAUAGAGCGACUUGUAAAGAAUGCCGAUCACUUCGAGAUCAGUAAAAACACAAAAUUCGACCCAUGGAGCAACCCAACGCCAGCUCUGAUCUUCAUCCUCGACGGCCAAGUCAACGUUACCAUUUCCGAUAGUAUACCCACGAUACCCAACCACUCAUCUUUACAAUCAGAAUGUCAAGCUGUUUCCAAGUCCCUCAAAAGAGGCGCCUGUCUCAACUCCACCUCCCAAAUCCUCGAUAUGCUCUCGAAACAGGACAUCAGUGCACAGAUCAACCCGAGAUUUGGAGAAGCACGAGUUCUUUACGAAGCAGCGACGGACUUGAAGCUUGGGAGAAUACAUCUGCGACAGUCGCGAACCAUUCCCGAAGAUCUGCGAUCUCCCAUGGUCCAAGCAUUACUACAGAAGCUAUUCCUUGUCACUUUCCCCGUCACUGAAACCCAUUUCGGCUUGUCGAGUCAGGUGUUACAAUGCGAGAUGAAGAUGACCUCCCUAACCAGUGAUUCAACCCUCCAAAAUCCGUUCGGCGACACACCCUCACUUUUUAAUUACGACGACAUUCCUGAAUCUCCUUAUAGCCCGCUGAAUGAUGGCUUCGCAGCCAUAUACGAUGCAAAGACAACACGACGUCGUGCACCGUCGAAUUUAUCUGCAUCGUCUACUUCAAGACCACAAUCGAUGUUGGGAGCCGAUCUAUAUAAAGAAGCAGGGCUUCCUCUUCCUAAGAGCCGCAGCAAUCCGAACCUAAAAUUGACGAUCAAUACUGAAAAGCAUCUAAGCACUUCUAGUGACGAUGGCACUCUCGGUGUAUUUAAAUCGCAGUCCAUCCUUUCCAAGACAGAACGAAAGCGCCAAAGUAUCCCACAAUUUAAGGAACGAACACCUGAUACCAGACGGAUAAGGGCGCAUGCUGCACAAAGGGUUAUCAGUAUGCUCAUGCAUCCCAAAGGUCUCAAUGUUCGGAGUAGUGAUGCGAUAGAUCCGGCGAUCAUGGACGAGAUUGAAGCCAACAUUGAGAUACUUUCUUUUGGCCAAGGAGAAUAUGUCGCGCAUCAUGGAGAGCGAUAUCCUGGUGUUUGUCUGGUGAUAGACGGUGCUUUGGAGGCAUGCAAUGGAGAGAAGAAAAGUGAAAAUUUUGCAAAGGUACCGAUGUUAAAGAUUAACCCAGGAGACAUAAUCGGACACAGCAGCUUGGUCCAAAAUAAUAAGUCCCAAUUUGACUUCAGAGUCAUAACAAAGUCAACAAUUGGCCUAUUGCCAAGAACCUUCCUCCGACGGCUAACCGACCUAUGCCCCCAAAUGCUGGUGGUGCUAGCCGCCAAGAUGCAUGAUCUUCUGCCCCCUCUGAUCUCACUAAUAGACUUUGCACUCGACUGGUUGACCAUCAAAGCUGGAGGAGAAAUUUACAAAAAGGGAGACGUCAGUGAUUGCAUCUCUCUCGUUGUUAAAGGACGUAUUCGUAUUAGUGAAGAGAGCACAACUGCUGGAGAGACUCACAUCAAGGAGUACGGACCAGGGAAUGCUUUUGGCGUCCUUGAGUUCCACACAAGCUGUCCAAGGCCAUCCGCAGCUUACGCAAUCCGAAAAUCCGAGAUAGCACAGUUGCAAAAGUCAGCUUACCAGAAACUCAUCAACUAUGCACCCGAUCUAGGAACCAAAUUAUGGAGCAGUGUCGCUCAAACACAGCGCACUGGCCAGACUCAACCAAGUACGAUGGCAUCAGACCCUAAUCGCCUUCGGACUAUCGCUGUAUUCCCACUCUCUGCUGAAGUCCCAGCUGCAAAGUGCGCAACACUUCUAUCUUCCGCUUUAGUGACGCUCGGUAUUUAUGAAAAGGAAAGCGUGUCGUUUGUGGAGUCUCAUAGUGUGAUCAGCGCCAUAGGAGAUUCUGUCUUCACUGAUGCUGGAAAUAAGUAUCUGGAAGAUUACAUCGCCCAUGUAGAGCAAAAUUCCAAUUUGUCAAUACUUGUUGGAGAGACUUCGGUUGACUCAACAUGGAACGACAUUUGUAUUUCGACAGCCGAUAUGAUUAUUCUCAUGGCCAUGGACGAUGCGGAUCCAAGAAUCACAAGGGUUGAACUGAAGCUGGAAAGACAUGGGACACUGGCCCAGAAGGUUCUUGUUCUUGUGGAUGAUGGAGAAGAUGAGUUUUGCCCUCAGGCUAUCACAAGACCGUACAUACAAGAGCGGCCGUGGCUUUCAGCUCCCACCUCCCAUAUUGAAAGAGUCCGUCUCGCCAAUGUUGACUCGUCUCGUGAUUUCGAGCGUCUGGCACGUCGCAUAACUGGACGCUCAAUCGCGGUCGUAUUCGGCGGUGGUGGCGCUCGCGGAUUCGCCCAUCUGGGUACUCUACAAGCUCUCGAAGAAGAAGGCAUACCCUUUGACAUUGUAGGCGGGACGUCUAUGGGCGCUUUCAUCGGUGCUCUAUACGCAAGCCACAUGUCUAUUGAUCGCACAGUAGAAGCUGCCAGGAACUUCAGCAAGGUGUCGCGUUGGUAUAGAUAUCUCUUGGAUUUCACAAUGCCCGUUUUGGCAUGGACAUCUGGUACUAUGUUUACCAGCCACGUAUCUUCGGCCAUGGACCAAGACCUAGAUUCCAGUGAUCUAAGGUUGGCGUUUUAUUGUAAUGCGACAAACAUGAGUCAAGGUGGUCGAGGUCAAACAAUGUAUCCUCAAGCACAUUCUCUUUGGCAGAUGGUUCGAGCCUCUAUGAGUAUUCCGCCCAUCUUUCCUCCAUUCGCUGUGGAAGGAGAAGGCGAUAUCCUGGUCGACGGGUGCUUUUCGGCCAACGUUCCUGUCUUCCCGGCUCUUUCGCUGGGUGCGGAGAUUGUUCUGGCUUUUGAUGUCUCCAACACAGCUGGCGCGCCGCCACCACAAACACUAGGCCAAUCAGUGUCAGGAUGGUGGAAUUUUGCGCAAAUGAUCUUCCCUUGCACGAGUUCACGGAAGCCACACAGAAACUCGCCUCAUGGGGCGGUAGGGUCUGAUGGGGACGUCUGGGGUUCGCUGCAGCUGCUCGAACUUAUAACGUUUUCCACCAACACGAAUGAGAUCAAGGCCAUACAAAACACGCCAGAGUGUUUGUAUAUGCUUCAUGAUUUGGACAAGACUGGGACAUUUGAUAUGGAAAAGUUUGACGAUAUACGUGAGAUGGGAUAUGAAGGUGCGAAGAAUUGGUUGCGGGAUCUCAAGACAUCUGGCAAACUGGAUCAUCUCGCUUUACCGAGAGGUAUCAAAAAUGAAGGAGGGUAG